AUGGAAAAGCUGUGCUUUGUGGUUGAAUCUUUGUAACAUUAGAGUGGAUGCACUCCUGAAGACCAUAUGACAUCAGAACCAAGGAUUAAAAAACUGGAACCAGUACUUUUGCCAGGUGAAAUUGUGGUAAAUGAAGUAAAUUUUGUAAGAAAAUGCAUUGCAACAGAUACAAGUCAGUAUGACCUAUGGGGCAAAUUGGUUUGCACUAACUUCAAGAUUUCCUUUAUCACGGACGACCCAAUGCCACUACAGAAAUUCCACUAUAAAAACCUCCUCCUUGGUGAACAUGAUGUUCCACUAACGUGCAUUGAGCAGAUUGUCACAGUGAAUGAAACCAAGAGGAAGCAGAAGAUCCUUGGUCCCAACCAAAAACUUAAGUUUAAUCCAACUGAAUUAAUAAUUUAUUGCAAAGACUUCCGUAUUGUCAGGUUUCGUUUUGAUGAAGCGGGUCCUGAAAGUGCAAAAAAGGUGUGCCUUGCAAUAGCUCAUUAUUCUCAGCCAACGGACCUUCAGCUUCUCUUUGCAUUUGAGUACGUUGGGGAAAUAUAUCAUAAUCCAGCAAAGAAGGUGAAUGGAAUAGACCCUGGAGGUGGUGGUGGUGGCAGCAUUGGCAGUGCCAGCGGUCAGCAGACACCUUUGUUUGAAACUUACUCUGAUUGGGAUAGAGAAAUCAAAAGGACAGGUGCAUCAGAAUGGAGAGUUUGUUCAGUCAAUGAAGGUUAUAUGAUAUCUACUUGCCUUCCAGAAUAUUUUGUGGUUCCGUCUUCCUUAGCAGAUCAAGACCUUAAGCUAUACUCCUACUCUUUCAUUGGGAGACGAAUGCCAUUAUGGUCCUGGAAUCACCCUAAUGGGAGUGCCCUUGUAAGAAUGGCCCACAUUAAAGAUGUAUUGCAACAAAGAAGAAUCGAUCAAAGGAUUUGUAAUGCAAUAACUCGAAGCCAUCCCCUGAGAAGUGACGUCUAUAAGUCUGAUCUGGACAAGUGUCUCCCCAACAUCCAGGAAAUCCAGGCUGCACAUAUCAAACUCAAACAGCUGUGUGUUAAUGAGCCUUUUGAAGAAUCUGAAGAGAAGUGGCUAUCCUCUCUGGAAAAUACUCACUGGUUAGAGUAUAUUAGGUUGUUUCUUAGGCAUUCUGCUGAGCUUGUCUAUAUGAUGGAAUGUAAACAUGUUUCUGUAGUUCUGCAAGAGGAAGAAGGACGGGAUCUGAGCUGUCUUGCUGCUUCUCUGAUUCAAGUCAUGCUGGAUCCCUACUUUCGAACAAUUGUUGGAUUUCAAAGCUUAAUACAGAAGGAAUGGGUCAUGGCAGGGUAUCAGUUUUUAGACAGAUGUAACCACUUAAAGAGAUCUGACAAAGAGUCUCCUUUGUUCUUGAUGUUUCUUGACUGUGUGUGGCAGCUGCUAGAACAAUACCCAGCAGCCUUCGAGUUCUCUGAAGUGUACUUGACCAUCCUGUACGACAGUGCACGGAUCUCGCUGUUUGGCACUUUCCUUUUCAACUGCCCUCACCAGCGAGUGAAGGAAAGCACUGAAUUUGCAAUAAGCAAAAAUAUUCAGCUGGGCGAUGAGAAAGGCCUCAGAUUUCCUUGUGUUUGGGACUGGUCUCUUCAGUUCACAAGCAGGGAUCGCCUGCUCUUUCACAACCCUUUGUAUAUUGGAAAGAGUGCACCAUGUGUCCAGAACGGAGCAGUGAAAACCUUUAAACGCUCAAAGAAAAACUACAGCUCCACAUUGCGAGGUGUACCCCCAGCAUUUAAAAAUGGAAUCAUCAGUGAGCAAGAGUUCCUUCCAAGAAGAAACUCUCUGAUCUUAAAACUGAAACCGGAGUUUUUACAGCAAACAGAGAGUCAGAGUAACAGUAUGGAACAGUACUUCAGAGACUGGUUUGCAAAGCCUGUUGAUUUGCAUGGCAUCAUUCUACCCCGUGUCUCUGGAACACAAGUGAAACUGUGGAAACUCUGCUACUUCCGCUGGGUUCCUGAGGCCCAGAUCAAUCAUGGUGGCUUCAUCACUGCUUUCCAUAAAGUUUCUUUGCUGGCAGACGAAGUAGACAUGUUGCACCGCAAUCUUCGGCAGUACAAAAGCAACUCUUCCUUGCAAGGCAACUGCUUGGAACUGGAUCAAAGCAGGAUGUACUUCAGAGCAAGUGCUUCAAAUGACACCUCUGGGGCCCCAGACUUUCUCUCCUCCUCAUUCCCAUUUUCUCCUGUAGGUAACCUAUGCAGACGGAGCAUUCUGGGAACACCUUUAAGCAAAUUCUUGAGCGGUGCCAAAAUCUGGCUGUCCACUGAGACGCUUGCAAAUGAAGACUAAGUUGAUACGGUGGUUUAAAGGUUUGGGGGAGAAUGCAGCAUAUCACUUUGUCUUUCCUGAGUUAACACUGCUAAACGCAGCACUGAACGCUCUGAAAGUUUUAUAGACAAACAUUAUGUAAGGUUUGCACAAAUACUGAAAAGCAAAGCAAGUCAUGCUUCCAGUCACACAACCUCCUCUUCAGUACUUUUCAUCUGCUGGGGCUUCUGAUCCCCAAUUCCUUCGCUCUUGUUACGGUUUGGCUCGUUAUAUGCGAAAGAGCGUUUCAUUAGCUAACUGAAAGGCUUGGUGUGGUCCUUAAUGAGGCUUCUGCUGGAAAUACCUUUUUUCCCAGAGGACUGAAGUGAUUCUUGUGUCCAAACAACUUGUCCAAUCAAAGCAGUUAGGGGCAGAGGACACAGGCUGACAUCUGAAAUCUGGGAAGAAACUAUUUCAUCAGAUUUCCUCUUCAGGAGGAACAGGUACAUGCAUGCAUACAUAAAUACAGACUCAUGUUCUGUGACUUGAGUGCCCUACAUCUGUGCUAAUGCAGUGUGUAUCCAUGGAGGGGGUUGUGCUCCCUUUUCUUUCUCUCCCCAAAAUGUAUUCUCUAAUGGUUAGUCAGAUUUGUGAUCUUUGUCAUGACCUUGACUUUAGAGUGUGGAAUCAACUUCAGGACAAUGCACUGUUAACCUUAAAACAGGUACUGUAGAUAUGGAAUCCUAGUAGCUUUAGAAGUGCCUUUAAUUGAGAGGAAGCAGUAUCAACAUUAAUGCAGCUGACCCUCCUGCUCCCCAGUCCUUCACAGUACGUUGUUACAGAAAGUUCUUGUUCCACUCCUGCCUCCCUCUCCAAAUUUCUGGAAAUAAGACAGCAGGGUUUUCCUUUGUAAAGUUAGGCUUGUUUGUAAGACUUAUGAGCCUUUCAGUUUUUAUAUAAGCACCUCAAAUUCUCAGCAUUAUAACCCUGCACAGAUCCUGAUCCCUGCCAGCUGCCUCCUCAUCCUGUUGCAGGCUGAGGUAGCUUUCAGCAGACUUCACACCCUGCUGGGUUCCAGAACUGAGGACAUGCUCCAUCCAAGUGGCCAAAUCCGUAAGAGGUGCUACUGCUGUUGUCACUUGUAAGCAGAUGCUGGAAGAAGAGUGGUUAGUGGUGCCUUCUUUUAACAUACCUGCAUGAGCAUGUGGACCAUGCAGUGGACAAGCAUUGCUUGAGGGGAUUAAAUCCAGCAGGCUCCCUCUGAUGCAGCAGCCUCCUCUUUGCUCUGAAACCCUUUAAGUGAUACCCUUCCCCUGGAUGCUGUGCCAGAAAAGCCCUCAAGCUUUAUAGGGGUAAAAGCAAGAGAGUGAAGUACACUGGAGGGUGAAGCAAUAGUAACAUAUUUAGGCUUCUUUUGACUACCCUCUUUCCACAGCAAGGCUGGAUUUUUGUAUCAAGUGAUUUCUGCCAUACACAAACAGAACUUAUAUUCAAGUGCUGACUUGCAAGCUGAGGCACCAAAGACCUGAUACAAUAGACUAGAGGCUGU
Molecule: messenger RNA, 3817 nt
Organism: Indicator indicator
Lineage: Eukaryota; Metazoa; Chordata; Aves; Piciformes; Indicatoridae
Gene: MTMR10
Product: myotubularin related protein 10
Exons: 16
Source: RefSeq, a predicted model, not a curated record